Messenger RNA from Armigeres subalbatus, 459 nucleotides. RefSeq lists its product as uncharacterized. Lineage: Eukaryota; Metazoa; Arthropoda; Insecta; Diptera; Culicidae. Gene Ontology annotation, molecular function: phosphorylase kinase activity; calmodulin binding; ATP binding. The transcript has 5 exons. Gene Ontology annotation, cellular component: phosphorylase kinase complex. The record is from RefSeq and is a predicted model, not a curated record. The annotation marks the transcript as partial. Gene Ontology annotation, biological process: protein phosphorylation; glycogen biosynthetic process.
UCGGUUUGUCCAUGUCGUGUGUAUCCAAUCAUCGUUGCAUUGUUGCAUUGAGGAAUGCCUCCGAGAAGAACAAGUUGUCAGUCGUCAUUAGGCAGCCGCGACGAGGACCCGAAAGAUCUGAUCCGCAAGUGUCUGGUGGUGGACCCCAGCAAGCGUAUCACCGUGAUAGAGGCCUUGAAGCACCCGUUCUUCAACACAGUACUUUUCGAACAAGACAUUGGCCCGUUGAAGCGCAGCCUGUCGGCCAAAUCGCGACGUUUGAGUCGUAUCGCCGAUCUGGCACUGAGCACUACGGAAAAAUUACGUAAACAAAGUCAGUUUAACGCUAGGAAAAAGUUCCAAUUUGCUAUCCUAUGUAUUAGAGCAAUGGUUAGAAUAAAGAGGCUACGGUACACGCCGGAACCGUUGCGGGCCGAGGACGCACUCAGAGACCCCUACCGCAUCAAGGUGCUGCGAAAG